CUUUGAUUUUUUGGAAUGCUAUUACUGCCCCUCAGAGCAGCUAUCAAUCACUUUUUGAAGGGUUUCUUUGAGGCAAUUACUAGAUUGACAAUUAUUGGUGCCCUUUGGGUGAAUGCCCUUUGGAUGAACUGAACGUCCUCAGGCGACGGGAUGUGGAAAUAAGAUCAGGCUACUCCUCUUCGCAAACAGAACUUCUUCAUCUCAAAUCUCCAGAAGAUCACUACCUAUAAACAUCCAGACCUAAAUUAAAUCGUCAUGCCGUUGACUACUUUGCUGAAAUUGUCGAUCGCGCUCGCCGUUGUGGUCACGAGUACCAUGACAAUUAUUCCUCUACCUCUCGUCGGAGCCUCUACGGUGCCAAAAGUUCCAGGCUCCAUCAACAUCAAGAACCUUUGCCCUUAUUCUGUUUACAUCUGGGACCGAAUCACCGAUGGCUGCCAGGACCAGGGUGUAAAUACAAUAUGCAAAUCCGACGGUGGUGAGCCCUACGUCGUAGCAAAGCCAGUUCCAGUGAGCGGCAUGCCGACAAAGAUGGUGAUAAAUGCAUACACAGAGUUCCUGUCCGCCUCUGCGAAUUGGGAGAAUUUGCCACGCGCAAUCAAGAUUUCUCGGGAUGGAGAUAUGUCUGCCGACCCGAAAGCUCACCUCGAGCUCAGCUACGGGCUCUCUUAUGCUGAUAAAUUCCGUUGGGCUUUGACCUCUAUUGGCCCAGCUUUUAGGGAUGAGAACAUAAAGGUUACUCCGUCAGGAGCCGGUGCCGGGCAGGGUGACUGUAAGACAGUUGCUUGCCCAAAGAAUGACCCCAAGUGUAAUGACGGGGAUCGUUACUCGCCAAGGUUACAUAUGUGCGAGCCUCAACCGACCAUAAAUGUAGAUCUGUGCCAGGACGAGGUCGAUUUCAAAGCCAAUCGGGUCACCUAACCUUUGCAUCCUCAGCGGUUUGAAUAAUGGGCUGAAUAUUUCCAUGGUUAAGGACUUUGCUUGACUUCAAAGUCAAUUAUUGUUUGUUAUUUUGUGCUAUUAAGUGUUUCCUGCAAUGUCAAUCAUCGAAUCGUUGUGUACGCUACCUACCAUCUUUGUGGCUCCUAAAGUACUCAACUCCACUUGCCUGGUGAUUUUCUUGAUGAUGUCUUGGGAGUAAAACUUCCCGUGGAAAUCCUUCAAGAACACACCGUGAAAUGUCUCUGAACCAUGGGAACUUACCCAGGUUAGGUGGCAAGGACUGAACGGCUCCCACAUGACACGAAACUCAAGAGCUCUCACCUCCUAGCUUCUCAUGCCCUGCUUUCUAUUUGUAGUCUUGGAGGGCUGCUUGUCAAUAAUUCGCUCACAGUGAAGGAUUUUAAAGCUGAUCCAAGAAUUGUUGAUGUGUCCCGCCUAGCCGUGUUCCAGUCUCCUUCCAAUGGAGAUAUAGGUUGGGUAGGAGGUAGGGUACUUGGCGGAUCCAACGGCAUUGACGAACAAGAAACCCCACAAGGCUGUCUGCGCCGG
Cadophora gregata is the source of this 1491-nucleotide messenger RNA. RefSeq lists its product as uncharacterized. The record is from RefSeq and is a predicted model, not a curated record. NCBI's taxonomy places the organism in Eukaryota, Fungi, Ascomycota, Leotiomycetes, Helotiales, Ploettnerulaceae. The coding region runs from base 256 to 921 and encodes 221 amino acids. The transcript is spliced from 3 exons.